GGGGCCGUGCGGGUUCCCAUUCGCCCGCGUUCCCGGAGCGCAGGAAGCCGCCGGCCGCUCCCGCCCGCCCCGGCCCCACCAGGAAGCGUUUCCUCCGGCCGGCCCCCGAAGUUUGACCGCGGUGGAAGGAGCGGGGCAGGCUCGGGAAGGACCCGCCGGGCAGGGAGCAGAGCUCGGCUCGGGGGGGAGAUGACGACGCUCACGCACCGCAGCCGCCGCGCCGAGGGCAGGAGCACGGACAGGAAACCCACCGGGGAGGAGGAUGCGGCCGCAGACAGAGACCUGAACGAUGAGGACCCCGACGACUCCAAAGACAUUCGCCUCACGCUCAUGGAGGAGGUGCUGCUCCUGGGGCUGAAGGACAAGGAGGGCUACACCUCCUUCUGGAAUGACUGCAUCUCCUCAGGCCUGCGCGGCGGCAUCCUCAUCGAGCUGGCCUUCCGCGGCCGCAUCCGCCUGGAGCCGCCCUCCAUGAGGAAGAAGAGGCUGCUGGAGAGGAAGGUGCUCCUGAAGUCGGAUGCGCCCACCGGGGACGUUCUGCUGGAUGAGACCCUCCGGCACAUCAAGGCCACGGAGGCUGCAGAAUCGGUGCAGACCUGGAUAGAGCUGCUCACUGGAGAGACCUGGAACCCCUUCAAGCUGCAGUACCAGCUGCGGAACGUGCGCGAGCGCGUGGCCAAGGCGCUGGUGGAGAAGGGCAUCCUCACCACGGAGAAGCAGAACUUCCUGCUCUUCGACAUGACCACGCACCCAGUCAGCAACGGCACCGAGAAGCAGCGCCUGGUGCGGAGGCUGCAGGAGAGCGUGCUGGAGCGGUGGGUGAACGACCCGCACCGCAUGGACCGCAGGACUCUGGCUCUCCUGGUGCUGGCCCACUCCUCGGAUGUGCUGGAGAACGUGUUCGCCAGCCUGGCGGAUGACAAGUACGACGUGGCAAUGAACAGGACCAAAGACCUCCUCGACAUGGACCCUGAGGUGGAAGCUGCCAAAGCCAAGGGCACGGAGAUGGUGUGGGCUGUGCUGGCAGCCUUCAAUAAGUCCUAAAAGAGCCCCAGGACCAUGUGGGGCAGCCUCAGCCCCUUGCCACAAGGUCGGGGGGGGUUCUGGGCACAGAGUUCCUGCAGCAGCGGUGGGCUCCGCUUGGGGAUAACGGGGGGUUUUGCUCUUUCCCCCCCUGCAGGGUACAAGCCCACCUCUGUGGACAGGACACUCGCUCCUCCACCAGCCAGUGCUUCCAGGGGGAGACGGCGGCAGCUCUUUGUGCUCCUCGGUCCAUUGGCUUCCUUCUUGGGGCAGAGCCGAGCCCUGCCUCUGCCUGCGGGAACGGGGCUGCCUGUGCCGCGGCUGCCUCCACGGCUCCCUCUGCCUCUUGCCUUUGAGCUCAUCCCUCCCCGUGGGGCGCAGGCUGGGGGCUGCCCACUGGGGGGGCUGCCCACUGGGGCCGCCCCAGCGCAGAGCCACGGAGGAGCAGCCGUGCAAGAGCCGUGGGGCCGGUCCCGGCCGUGCCACCGUCACGCACCCGCUGUUUCUAGUGGAGGUUGAACUGUGAUUCUCUUUUAUACCCCCCCGCCACCGCCUGUAGCUCCUGUCAAUGUAUUUCUCAGCAGCA
Messenger RNA from Strigops habroptila (Kakapo), 1609 nucleotides. RefSeq names its product golgi phosphoprotein 3 like (gene GOLPH3L). The record is from RefSeq and is a predicted model, not a curated record. Gene Ontology annotation, biological process: Golgi to plasma membrane protein transport; Golgi vesicle budding; retrograde vesicle-mediated transport, Golgi to endoplasmic reticulum. The coding region runs from base 190 to 1044 and encodes 284 amino acids. Gene Ontology annotation, molecular function: phosphatidylinositol-4-phosphate binding. The transcript has 5 exons. Gene Ontology annotation, cellular component: Golgi cisterna; cytosol; trans-Golgi network. NCBI's taxonomy places the organism in Eukaryota, Metazoa, Chordata, Aves, Psittaciformes, Psittacidae.